AUCUUUCUUUUCGGCACAUCUCAAAAUCCGAUUGCCAAUCCCAAACAAAUAUAGAAACGGACACACGAUUUUCUGGGCACGUUAAGAAAUUCAAUCGGGUCAUCUCCAGCGUCGACGACGACAUAAUAAAAGAUGUCGUUUUUCGCCGGUGCGAUCAUCGGCAUCGCCGUCGGCGUCGUUUUGAUCGCCGCCUUCGCCCGCGCCGAGAGGGCACGAUCCAGACGUCGUAAAGAUUUGGCAAAAACAGUGGCGGCGUUUGCUAGGAUGACGGUGAAAGACUCAAAGGCUAUUCUUCCAGCUGAUUUUUAUCCAGCUUGGGUCGUCUUUACUCAGCGCCAGAAGUUAAAUUGGCUGAAUCACCAUCUUGACAAAAUUUGGCCAUACGUUAAUGAGGCAGCGUCGGCGCUGAUAAGGAGCAAUGUGGAGCCGGUACUUGAACGAUACAGAUCAACUAUAUUAUCUUCGCUUAAGUUCUCUAAGUUGACUCUUGGUACUGUGGCUCCUCAAUUUACAGGAGUUUCCAUUCUUGAAAGUAAAAGUGAAGCUGAUGGAGUUACAAUGGAGUUGGAGAUACAAUGGGAUGGUAAUCCAAGUAUUGUACUUGAUGUUAAGACAAGGCUUGGUGUUGCACUACCUAUACAGGUGAAAAAUAUUGGAUUCACUGGGGUUUUCAGGUUAAUCUUCAAGCCACUUGUUGAUGAGUUCCCCUGUUUUGGAGCUGUUUCUUAUUCCUUGAGAGAGAAGAAAAAACUGGACUUUAAACUAAAAAUUGUUGGUGGCGAUGUAUCAACAAUCCCAGGAAUUUAUGAUGCCAUUGAGGAAACAAUACGAGAUGCUAUUGAAGAUUCCAUAACAUGGCCAGUGCGUAAAAUUGUUCCCAUUUUACCUGGGGAUUACAGUGAUUUGGAAUUGAAAACAAUUGGGAUAUUGGAAGUAAAGCUUGUGCAAGCCAAGGACCUCACAAAUAAAGACAUAGUUGGGAAGUCAGAUCCUUUUGCUGUGUUAUUCAUACGUCCACUACCCGAAAAAACGAAAACCAGUAACACAAUUAAUAACCAACUGAAUCCAAUAUGGAAUGAGCACUUUGAGUUCAUAGUUGAAGAUGCGUCUACUCAGCACUUGACGAUAAGAGUUUUUGAUGACGAAGGGGUUCAAGCCUCUGAACUCAUUGGUUGUGCUCAAGUGCCUCUUAAAGACCUCCAGCCAGGUAAAGUGAAGGAUGUUUGGUUGAAAUUGGUCAAGGAUUUGGAGGUCCAGAGAGAUACUAAAUACCGGGGUCAGGUGCAAUUGGAACUCUUGUACUGUCCUUUUGGCACAGAGAAUAACUUUGCAAACCCUUUCAAUCCCGACUAUUCGUUAACGACUCUAGAGAAGGUCCUCAAGAGUGAAAUUCAUGGCACAGAAGGUUCUGAUGCUGACAAAACCACCACCAAGAAGAAGAGGGAGGUCAUUGUUAGAGGUGUACUGUCUGUGACAGUGAUAUCAGCUGAAGACUUACCGGUAGUCGAUUUGAUGGGAAAAGCUGACCCCUAUGUUGUCCUCAUAAUGAAGAAAUCUGAAACCAAAGUCAAAACUAGGGUCUUGAACGACAAUUUGAAUCCAAUUUGGAAUCAAACAUUUGACUUUGUAGUCGAAGAUGCAUUACAUGAAAUGUUAAUUCUGGAAGUUUGGGAUCAUGACACCUUUGGGAAGGAUAAAAUAGGGAGAGUCAUCAUGACGCUUACAAGGGCCCUAUUGGAAGGGGAAUUUCAAGACACUUUUCCAUUAGAUGGUGCAAAAUCUGGAAGGCUAAAUGUGCAUCUUAAGUGGACUCCUCAGAUGAUACUCCGAGAAACUUAGUGGACGUUUAGUUUAUAGAUUCAGAAUCAUGAUUCAAAACCAUUCUCGCUUUACGUGU
Morus notabilis is the source of this 1897-nucleotide messenger RNA. Its product is annotated as synaptotagmin-4. Bases 133 to 1839 code for a protein of 568 amino acids. The record is from RefSeq and is a predicted model, not a curated record. Lineage: Eukaryota; Viridiplantae; Streptophyta; Magnoliopsida; Rosales; Moraceae. Gene Ontology annotation, cellular component: endoplasmic reticulum. The transcript has 13 exons. Gene Ontology annotation, molecular function: lipid binding.